Messenger RNA from Anopheles coustani, 1098 nucleotides. RefSeq names its product zinc metalloproteinase nas-1-like. NCBI's taxonomy places the organism in Eukaryota, Metazoa, Arthropoda, Insecta, Diptera, Culicidae. Gene Ontology annotation, biological process: proteolysis. Gene Ontology annotation, molecular function: zinc ion binding; metalloendopeptidase activity. The record is from RefSeq and is a predicted model, not a curated record. The coding region runs from base 1 to 1098 and encodes 365 amino acids. The transcript has 2 exons.
AUGGUGUACGGUAAGGGAAGUUUCUUCGUCAUCUGCACACUGCUGCUUAUUUGCUGCAGUUUGCUGGAAUGGACCGAGGCUCGGUGCCAUUCUCCUAGCGAAGAGGUCGGUCGACGCCUGCACGGUUUCAGGGAGCGCCAACAUGGCAUGCCUAAGCAUAUAAGACGCAAACCGUGGGAGAUGGGAUUGGGCAUCUACAAGGAAGGAGACAUCAUGGAGAAACCCGCCCGCCAGCGAAAUGGCAUUGCCCUAACGGUGUCUCCCAAUGCCCGCUGGCCCAACGCGAUAGUGCCGUACGUCAUCUCUCCGACGGCCUUCACUGCCGCCCAGCGUGCGAUCAUCCUGGAAGGAAUGAAGCAGUUUGCCACCAACACGUGCGUGCGGUUUGUGCAGCGCACCACGCAAUCGCUAUACAUAACGAUCGACAGCACGGCGACGGGAUGCUGGUCCUACGUAGGACGCUCCUCAACCAAUACCUACAACCAGGUAAACCUUCAGGCUUCCGACUGCGUGGACGUCGGUACCGUCACGCAUGAAUUGAUGCACGCGAUCGGUUUCUAUCAUGAGUUCACGCGACCCGAUCGUGACAGCUAUGUGACGAUCGAUCGUACUGCACUAGCAGCAGCAUACCGGACCCAAACAUUCUACAACGAAAAUUUCGCCAAGAUGGCCUAUGCGGAUGUCGUACUGUAUGGCAGACCGUACGACUACGGCAGUGUGAUGCACUACUCGAAGUAUGCGGCUGCGGCCAGCAACAACCGCCCGGUCAUGAACAACAUCCAACCGUGGACCGGAGAUUUCGGAAACGAUAAUGGGCUCUCGGCGGCCGAUAUUAUCGACAUCAACUAUAUGUACUGCAAUGCGACUUCAACCACGACGCAGGCAACCACAACGACUACUACGGCAUCGGUAACAACCACAACGAACGCAGCAGUUUCAACCACGACUGUUAGGGGAGCAACUUCGACUACUAUACCAUUUACAACCACGACUGUUAGGGGAACGACAUCGACGGCCGUACCAGUUAUAACCACGACUGUUAGACAACGACAUGGCCCUCACGACCACCACCACCAUCACCACCACCACCAUUAUUAA